Molecule: messenger RNA, 1488 nt
Organism: Erpetoichthys calabaricus (reedfish)
Lineage: Eukaryota; Metazoa; Chordata; Cladistia; Polypteriformes; Polypteridae
Exons: 8
Coding region: 187-1353 (388 amino acids)
Molecular function (GO): NAD+ binding
Source: RefSeq, a predicted model, not a curated record
UCCGGUACGUGGACUUGCCCUUAAAGUUGGAGAGCUGACCACCCGCAAAAAUAUUAUUCGGUCAUAUUGAGAAGUAAAUUGUGUUAAACAGCAACGUUAGUCGUUAGCGAUAUUAGUCGCGUGGAUGAAAUAGUCUUUCGGAUUAUUUUUUUUAUUUUGAAACAUUCCAAUUCUGUCAAGGGAAUAAUGAUGAUCACCAGGUCAAGAAAAGGUUUAACUGACCUAGCCACUAAACAGAGCCAUGAAAGAAAAGCAUGCCCUCUACCAAGCCCAAAGCAUCAUGCAGGCAGAAUAUCUGAAGUGGCCCAGUACAAAGAUGAAGUAAAAAGUCAUACAAUGAACACUGAAGUUAGAGCAGUGAGCAGCACUACCAGAAUCAAACCUGCUGCUGUGCUUUCUGAGAGUCUAGAUUCUGUCUUAUCAAAAAACUUUUGCCAGCUAGCACUGGGUGAAAGAAAUCGGAGUGAGAGAAGAACAGGCAAAGUUAACCGGAAGGUCGACAUAACAGCCAUUCAUCCACCAUAUUCUACCAGAAGAGGGCAUUCAUUGUGCCUGGAGGACAUUGUAGGUUUCAUCAAACAGAAGCGCACAAAAAAUAUUAUUGUCAUGGCGGGAGCUGGUAUUAGUACAGCCAGUGGUAUUCCAGACUUCAGAACUCCUGGAACUGGCCUAUAUGCAAACUUGAAGAAAUACAAUAUUCCUUACCCAGAAGCUAUCUUUGAUAUUAAAUUCUUCACCUGUGACCCCAGACCAUUUUUUUUGUUGGCUAAGGAACUCUAUCCAGGAAAGCACAAACCUAACUAUGUACACUAUUUUGUGAGAAUGCUACAUGAAAAGGGGUUGCUGCUUCGGAUGUAUACCCAAAACAUUGAUAGCUUGGAAACAAUUGCUGGAAUUCCACCAGAAAAGUUGGUUGAGGCACACGGAACAUUCUCCACUGCCUCCUGCCACUUGUGUUACACAACGUAUCCAGCUAAGGAAGCAAAGAAAGAAAUAAUGAGUGGAAAGAUCCCGAGAUGUAAAAUGUGCCUUGGAACAGUCAAACCUGAUGUUGUAUUUUUUGGUGAAGAGCUCCCAGAAAGAUUUUUCCUGCACUCUAAGGAUUUCGCAAAAGCAGACCUGCUGAUUGUAAUGGGAACGUCACUUCAGAUUGAACCUUUUGGCAGCAUAAUAAACACAGUCCGACCUACUGUGCCUCGCUUAUUGUUAAAUAAAGACCAUGUAGGCCCCUUCAAGAGAGAGGCUUUGAAGACAACGGAUGUGGUUGAACUUGGGGACUUGAUAGAAAGUGUCAAAAAGUUGGUUUCCAUGCUGGGAUGGCACGAUGAAUUGAAGAAACUGAUGAAGAACUAAGGGCUGGUUCAUGGGAGAUGGCCUCCAGUUAUGCUUUAAAUCAUUUCACAUUUUUUGUGAUAUUCGGAAGACUAUUUUAUAUCUGCCUGUUUGAAGUGUUCUGUAAAGCUUAUAUUUUAAACAAUACAGUGAUAU